Messenger RNA from Austrofundulus limnaeus, 2655 nucleotides. It is a transcript of the gene slc71a2b, whose product is annotated as major facilitator superfamily domain containing 14Bb. NCBI's taxonomy places the organism in Eukaryota, Metazoa, Chordata, Actinopteri, Cyprinodontiformes, Rivulidae. The record is from RefSeq and is a predicted model, not a curated record. Gene Ontology annotation, biological process: transmembrane transport. Gene Ontology annotation, molecular function: transmembrane transporter activity.
AGGAAUUUCGGUGAAAACGAAAGCCGACCUGUCUCUUCACUGCACGCGCUUCACUCCGAUCGAUCGACCUGGGAACACAUGACAGCUGAGCCCCUCAGCAGGACACCCUGGAAGAGACGGAGAAACCCCGGGAGGAUGUCCAGGCCCGCGGACUGGAGCUGAAGAUCGUCACGGCAAGAUGUGAGACGAGCCGGGGGGAAGCAGAGACCGAGGCCAACGGCAGGAUGCUGGUCCGGAGCUCGGGCCUCCUGUCGUUCCUGUCGGCUCCUCUGAUUGGUGCUCUGUCAGACACCUGGGGCAGGAAGUCCUUCCUCCUCAUCACGGUCUUCUUCACCUGCGCCCCCAUCCCCUUCAUGAGGAUCAGCCCCUGGUGGUAUUUCGCUCUGAUCUCCGUCUCAGGGAUUUUCUCUGUGACCUUUUCUGUCAUUUUCGCCUACGUUGCUGACAUCACAGAGGAGCAUGAGAGAAGCACUGCAUAUGGACUGUCGCUGCGUCGUGUUGGUAAAGACUCCACGGUGCUGCUGAUCUGUGUCACUGUCUUCCUGUCCUACCUGCCUGAAGCUGGACAGUACUCCAGCUUCUUCCUCUACCUGAAGCAGAUGAUCCAGUUUUCUUCUGGAGCCAUCGCUGGCUUCAUCGCCAUGGUGGGAAUCCUGUCCAUCAUCGCUCAGACUCUCCUCCUCAGUGUUUUAAUGAGGACCAUCGGUAAGAAGAACACGGUUCUGCUGGGCCUGGGCUUCCAGAUCCUCCAGCUGCUGUGGUACGCCUUCGGCUCCGAGCCGUGGAUGAUGUGGGCUGCAGGGACUCUUGCGGCCAUGUCCUCCAUCACUUUCCCAGCAGUCUCUGCUCUGGUGUCUCACAACGCUGCAGCUGACCAGCAAGAAACCCGUCAUCCCGGGUCCUCCCUUCCUGUUCGGUGCGUGCGCCGUCCUCCUGGCCGUGUCCGUGGCCGUCUUCAUCCCGGAGCACCGUCGACCGGCCGACACCAAGACCUGCUUCUCCCCCGGCGGCGCCGGCGCCUCCAACGCCCUGGCUCAGAACCCUCUGACCACGCCCACCAGCGACCCGGAGGACAUCGAGCCGCUCCUGCAGGACACCAGCAUGUGACGACCCUCAGCCAAUCAGAGCGCAGCGUUCUGUUAGGACUUCCUGCUCCGGUUUUCAGCAACUUCCUGAGGUGUGUGGAGCAGGUGAAACCAAAGGGCUUUGGACUCUCUGAGGUGUCGAACACAAAAACUGCUGAGUCGUGACUGAAGUUUGGGAUUAUUUAUUUAACAAGACGUUUCACCUGCUGCCUGUUGUCACUAAAGAACUCUGACCUUUAACCCCCAGCACCGUUACAGGUCCGGUCCCAGCAGAACCCUGCAGAACCACUGGCUCAGAGGGAUUUGGCUGCCAUCUUGCUAGGUGCCACGUGUCACGCUGAGACCAAACAAAACCUGAAAAGUUAAAAUUAUUUCUGACUUAAUGUGACCCAAAAUGUUGUUUUAUUAAAGUUCUGGUUCUGAUGGUUAAAACCAGGUUCUGUUAGGAAUAAAGAACACUCACGCUGUUUACAUGUAGCUCCUCACAAGAUGGCGGCACUGAUUCACCCCGGGUCACUCCAUCCAGAACCUCUCCUGUUCAGUGGGUCAAACAGAACCGGACCAAGCCGCUCGGGGUUCUGGGACAGAUUUCACGUCGGCCAUGUUUGUUUUUCUGUUUGAUUGACAGCAGAAUGUUUUCAGCCAUUGGUGCUUUUUAUGUUUAUUUUAUCUGACGUGAUGACAUCAUCUGUUAGUUUUUAUGUUUAUUUUAUCUGACGUGAUGACAUCAUCUGUUAGUUUUUACAGCUCUGAGGCUCCAACAUUCCUGCUGCAGAGAUUUAUUUACCUCUGUGUUCCAAAGCCUCUCAGCCUGUUUGUUUGUUUAUUGUUUGUCUGUUUGUUUUUUGUUUGUUUUUUUGUUUGUUUGCUUGCCUGUUUGUAUGUUUGUUUGUGAAAGCAGUCGGUGCUGUUUUUUUUAUUUAUUUUUUAUUAUUUCUGUUACUUCCACAUCAGUUUACUGCGUCAGACCAAAUCAUCCCUGCAGAAGCUUCGGAGUCGGUCCCUGUUGCCACGGUUACAGCUGGAGGAUGCUGUCACCGUGGUAACGGCUCUCCUCCGCAGAUCAAAAGGGCGAACAGUUCGGUUCGGGUCCCAUAAGAACCGAGCAGAACCUUUUUAAUCAGACGAUGUCGGGUCGUAUUUAAGGCGACUGAGGAAGUUGAUGGUGCAGCUUCAUCUUGGGUCUGUUCCCUCCUCAGAACCAGAACCUGCUCUGGUUCUGGUUUUAAUCCUGAUGGUUUUAUUUUCAGAUUGGACCGUUUUCAUCAUAUCUGACAGAGAAUUUGUUACUGCUGUUUAAGAAGCUGCAGACGGUCUCAUUUCAGAGACUCGAGUCAGAAAAGGUCCAGACUUGUUUAGUGUGAUGAGCAGCAGCAGCAGGUUGGACUGAAGGAGCUUUAGUUUAGCUGCUGGUUUCCAUGACGACAAGCACUUUAUUUCCUCUCGACGUGCCUCUUUUCAUCUGUUUUUACUGAUGCAGAACGACGUCAGUUUGACUCCGUUUGAGCUGAAAAACAGAUUUUUGAAUAUUAUCUGAGAUAACAAUAAACUCAAAUAUAUGAAUUUUAAA